GCGUGGAAUACUCCACAAAGCAAUAGAUUGUUUACGCGAUGUGUACAACCGUUGCCAAGAUAACACCACAGUCAAGGCCGAACUCGACAUGCUCUACAGUGUGCCUGACUGGCAAGCGGGGCAAGCCCUGCUGUGCCAGGACCUCAACCGUAAGUUAGUGUUCAAGGAUCAUUUUGACUGUGUGUCCAAAUUUGGCCCUCGCAUCUCCACAUGCAUCCUGAUCCGCACACAGAUGUUCCGUAAAGCCAUCACUGACGCUGGAAUCGCUCCAUCCCGAACUCUUCAUGAUAUCACAUGCAAUUUUGCAGAAAACAUUGUCAACUGCCUAGAGCGACCUUUGGCACGAGCAUGUCCAGUUCACGUUGUGGACACAAUGGUGACCGCCCUCCACCGCUUCCUACCCCCAGCCUGUGCACCAGUGCCUGCAGUCAGAAAAUUAAGCGAUGGCAACGGUGAUGCACAUGCUGAGAGGGAAGCCUUUGUCUUUGAGACAGUCAUUGUGGAGGGGGGUGAGGGAGAAAACUAAAGGGCCCAAAGGUUGGGGAUAAUAACAAAGUACAAACUGAAAAAAAGAGGGCUCAUUCAAAAGGAAACAUUAAAGUGACUACGGAUAGAAAAAGGAAA
This is a messenger RNA of Aplysia californica (California sea hare), 624 nucleotides long. RefSeq lists its product as uncharacterized. The record is from RefSeq and is a predicted model, not a curated record. NCBI's taxonomy places the organism in Eukaryota, Metazoa, Mollusca, Gastropoda, Aplysiida, Aplysiidae.